AUGGCAUUCCUUACAUUGCCGAUACUUAUAUCGUCCAGUGAUGACGUUACCAUUGGGAUAGAUAAUUAUUCAUUUGAAGUUAAGAAGAAUCAAGAAUUUUUUGGUAUUCAAAACAUCCCUUGUGAUUCCGUACAUUUGAUCCAUUUCCAAGAACAUAAUAAAAAAGAAUCUAUACGGUAUGGAUAUUGGUUCAACUGCAACGUUGGCGUCAACGGUGAUGUAGGGUAUUACUUAAAAUAUAAUGGUGAGAAAGAGAUAUUUGACGUUUUCAAAGAGACAAAUUUGAACGUUUAUUAUGAAAAUAUCAAUAAAUACCGUAACUUGAUGGUUAAUUAUCCACAAGUUGAAGAUAUUGAAUCAUCGGAUAAUUGGACUUUACAGACGAAGUACAUUUCAUGGGAUCAAGUAGUCAGUGUACACGAGAGUGGUGAUAAUGAUCAACAAUCGUUUGUGUAUGUGGAUACCUCGAUGACUAGUCGAGAAGAGAUUUUUUUUUUACAAAAGAAAUUAAACAUAGACGAAAACAAUGCAAUGAAUGAAAAACAUUUCAAAUACACCAUAUUGAAUUUCAAAUCCAAAGAUGCAUUGCGUGCAGAGUACCGGAUGACAGAUUUCUUGGAUAAGAGUAAUUACUUAAAUGCCAAACUAUUGCCUAACUUUUUCAAUAAUGACAUAAAGAGAUUACUUGGGGAGUUACAAAUUUCAUUUUUAAACUGCAUCACCUUUGGCAACUAUGGAUCAAGCUUGCAAUGGCACAAUAUAAUUGAAUUAUUGACACAAAGUUCCGUUGUACCUGGCGAAGAAAACACUGUGAAAGAUCUAGACGAAAUAUUAAGUAAACAGCUUAGAAUGAUGCCCAAUGAAUACUAUGAUAUAUUACUAAACAUGAAGUUAUGGAGAAAGACAAUCGAUAAAUCGAUACAAAAACACGUCCUGGUGAAGACAAGAAAACAAUUGGAGAUAAUAUCACAAGACUUAAAAGGCGAUCACGAUGACAGCGACGACGCCGUGUACAACCACACAACUGCAUACACUGACGAACUGGAUAGCGGUGAAUACUACUAUCCUAGCAUUGGCAGUGAUGAAGAGUCUGACAAUGAAGGACCCACCGUAGUAGCAGGUAUAUAUCACAACCGUAACAACUGA
Messenger RNA from Tetrapisispora phaffii CBS 4417, 1146 nucleotides. It is a transcript of the gene AAR2, whose product is annotated as U5 snRNP complex subunit AAR2. The coding region runs from base 1 to 1146 and encodes 381 amino acids. NCBI's taxonomy places the organism in Eukaryota, Fungi, Ascomycota, Saccharomycetes, Saccharomycetales, Saccharomycetaceae. The record is from RefSeq and is a predicted model, not a curated record. Gene Ontology annotation, biological process: spliceosomal tri-snRNP complex assembly. The transcript has a single exon.